AUGAGAUUCCUCGUAUCAGCCGCCACUUUUGCGGCUUCGUUACUAUUGUGUGCCCAGUUUUCAACUGCCGAACCCAUUGCCAGUGCUGCUACGCCUUCGUCUCCACCCGCACCAGUGACCUCAUUGAUAGAGAAAGGAUGCUACAAAUCAGUCUCGUCGAUGGAGAGCCAGGGAACGUUUAAAUUUCAGUCUCGUGGAUAUUGCAGAGGUAUAUGUGUACCCAAGGGCAAACCUGUCAUGGCGAUGGGGAAGGGUUCGGAGUGCUUUUGCGGGGAUAAGCUACCAGCAAGUUCCCAAAAGACGGACAACAGCCAAUGCCAAAUCAAAUGCAUCGGCUAUAAUCUUGAGACAUGCGGAGGAAAGGAUGCAUAUCAAGUUAUACUUACGGGACUAGAAGAAAAUGUUGAUGCAGAGGAUGAUAAACCAACUUCGACUUCCACUACCCCGCCAAUGCAAACGAUAACAAAGUCCGGCGAGACCGUUGUUGUAACAGCUGGGACUACUGACGCCCCGCCAAAGAAGGAUGAUGGCCCAAAUAAGGCUGGCAUUGCUGCUGGUGUUGUGGUUGGAGUACUUGCGUUGGCGAGUCUUGCGGGAGGGGCGUUCUUCUACAUUAAGCACAAGAAACGACAGGAAGUGAUGGAAGAAUACCGUCGGAAUGCCACUAUCAGCAAUUUUGUUGCUGGGGGCAAACCGUACUCCGAAACAUCGACGUCCGAUUCAAGAUUGGACCCUACUCUUAUGUCCCAGCGUCGACAAAGCAAUGGCAGCAUUGCCGAUGAUCAGGACUUCUCCAGGAGAAUCCUCAAGGUUACAAACCCGGAUUCUUCGCACUACUAA
Molecule: messenger RNA, 840 nt
Organism: Ophidiomyces ophidiicola
Lineage: Eukaryota; Fungi; Ascomycota; Eurotiomycetes; Onygenales; Onygenaceae
Gene: wsc1
Product: Protein SLG1
Exons: 3
Coding region: 1-840 (279 amino acids)
Source: RefSeq, a predicted model, not a curated record